AUGCUGCGCUGGGUCCUGCUCGCGUGGGCCGUGGCCUACUCUGCCAUCGCCGGGGCAUCUCGACUUACACCCUCUGUGCUACCACUGAUUGUUAGAAACCCCUAUCUCAGUACCUGGCUGGCCGAUGCGAGACAUGAGCCGUGGUCAACAUGGCCUAUCUUCUGGACCGGACAACAUAUGGGCAUGAGCAUCAUGGCCCACGUCCCCAGCACGGGGAACACUUAUCCCUUGCUUGGCCGGGCUCACGACUCCCUGGGGGAGAAUCAUCCAAACAACGGAUAUAAUGUAUCUUACGCCCAGUUCCUGGGGUCAAAGUACGAUGCCUCGACUACCAACAUGACGUUCCUAAUCCAGCCAGAAGGCAAACACCUGGCUGGUGAAUCCGUGAAGAUAACCAUCACCUUCCUCUCGCCAAUCACUCCGACCUCGACCCUACGUCAGUCCAUUCCUGCCGGCUAUGUCACUGUUCGUGCAGAGGGAAACAUGAAUGUCAACAUUUACAUGGACAUGAACGGUGAAUGGGUCACUGGAGACCGUGGAAACACUCUUAUCUGGAAGAUGGACAACAUUGUUGACUCUGGAAGGAAGGAAUCUCUCUACGAGUGGCAGGUCAGCAGGAAGACGGAACAGCUCUUCACUGAGUUCCGGGAUCGAGCAGAAUGGGGAAUGCUACACUUCCUUGCUCCUCAGGGAACGAGAUACGAAUCUGGAACAUCAAAGCUUCUGAGAACUAGAUUUGCAAGAACCGGUGUCUUGCAAAACAGAAAUGAUGAGCGAUUCCGUACCGUCAUGGAUGAUGAACCUGUCUUUGCUUAUUCCAAAGCAUUCAACCUCAAUGGAACAGAUGAUGAGCCAAACAUAGAGACCAUCCAUGAUGAAGUCACCUUCACCAUCGCUCAUACCCAGGAUCCAGUUGUUCAGUUUGCCUCUGCCCGUGGUUUGACCCUCAUGAAGCCUCUCUGGGAGUCGUAUUUCCCAGACGUGAAGAGUUUGCUCAACUUCCACUACUUUGACUUGGACAACGCUAGGACCCUUGCCCACAGGUACUCGAACCAGCUUGCAAGAGAUGCCCAGCUGUCUGCCGCUGAAGACUAUGUAGAUGUUGUCGCCCUUACUGCUAGGCAAGUCCUAGGUGCUACCUCCUUCUCAGGAACCUCGGAUAAUCCUCUUCUAUUCCUCAAGGAAAUUUCUUCCAAUGGAAACUGCCAGACCGUAGAUGUCAUAUUCCCUUCGUUCCCAUUCUUCCUAUAUACCAACCCUAGAUGCAUGAUCUGGGGUGCCCACUUCCCCAAUAUGACCGGACACCCUGAUGGAAAGGAUGAGUACAUGCCUGUCGAGGAAUGCGGUAAUAUGCUUAUCAUGGGCCUGUCUAUAGUCAAUUCCCUCAGGUUCCCACCAGAGGCAAACACUACUGCUCCCUGGCAUCCAGGCACACUCGAGGCCCGAGCUGCUGAACCAGAUGUUGUUGGACUGUUCCCUCUUCGUGAUCUUCAAACAGUUGGUGGAAUUGACAGACUCGACAGCGUCUGGGGUGUCGGUCCAGAUGCCACAAACCUGGCACGGAAAUGGGUUGAGAAGUCAUACAAGCUUUGGAGGCAAUGGACUGGCUACCUUGUUGAGUUUUCUUUAGAGCCGCAUAACCAACUUUCUACUGACGACUUUGCUGGAUGGCUGGCACUUCAAACUAAUCUUGCCCUCAAGGGCAUUGUUGGUAUCAAUGCCAUGAGUGAGAUGUCCAACUUUGUUGGAAAGGCCGAGGACUAUAGAUAUUUCAAGAACAUUUCUGAUACCUACAUCACCAAAUGGGAAGGCUUUGGAUUCUCCAGAGACGGCACCCACGCCAAACUCUCAUAUGACUGGUACGGCUCCUGGACUACCCUCUACAAUAUGUUUGCGGAUGCCCUUCUCUGCUUCCAUCUUGAUGGAACAGAGCACGACACCCACCCCCGUACGCUUGACGAUCAGGAACCAAUCACGCGACCCCCAGGCAAGACUGGUUUCAUCCCCAGGCACGUCUAUGAAAAACAAUCAAAGUGGUAUGACAAUGUACGCCAGAAGUACGGCCUCCCCCUUGAUAGCCGUCAUCUCUAUACCAAAUCCGAUUGGGAGUUCUUUUCCAUGGCCGUUUCAAGUCCCUCCGUACGAGGUAAAAUCCUUCAAUCAUAUGCCAAAUGGGUCAAUGAAACCUCUACCGAUCAUCCUCUUACCGAUCUGUACAAGACGGAAGAAGAUGGAGGCUAUCCAGGACCAAACUUCUUUGCUAGACCCGUUGUUGGUGGACAUUUUGCCUUCCUUGCCUUGGAGAAGGCGUGCAAUGGCAAGGCAACGGACGGGCUUAAAUUCCUGGAUGACAAGAAGCAUAAUUCCCCUGAGGAUGAAAUGAAUGAUGGUGAUGUCGACAAUGAAGACUCUCAAUCGCCUAUUCAGGACACAGACGGCUCAGAAGUGAAAUUAGGGGAUCAAGCUCAGAUCCCCAUCCAGGACGUGGAUGACUCGCAGAUAACCAUCAUUAGCGAGGAUGAUUAA
Nannizzia gypsea CBS 118893 is the source of this 2526-nucleotide messenger RNA. RefSeq names its product glutaminase GtaA. The record is from RefSeq and is a predicted model, not a curated record. The transcript is spliced from 6 exons. Bases 1 to 2526 code for a protein of 841 amino acids. NCBI's taxonomy places the organism in Eukaryota, Fungi, Ascomycota, Eurotiomycetes, Onygenales, Arthrodermataceae.